Messenger RNA from Lichtheimia ornata, 1152 nucleotides. RefSeq lists its product as uncharacterized. The record is from RefSeq and is a predicted model, not a curated record. The transcript is spliced from 3 exons. The coding region runs from base 1 to 1152 and encodes 383 amino acids. NCBI's taxonomy places the organism in Eukaryota, Fungi, Mucoromycota, Mucoromycetes, Mucorales, Lichtheimiaceae. Gene Ontology annotation, molecular function: DNA-binding transcription factor activity, RNA polymerase II-specific; RNA polymerase II cis-regulatory region sequence-specific DNA binding. Gene Ontology annotation, biological process: regulation of transcription by RNA polymerase II.
AUGACUUCAGUGCAAUCAGGAACUACAGCAGCUGUCAAUAGCCCACCCAUGGCAGUGUAUCCUCUCAACUCAAGUUCAAAGUUGGAUCAAGAACCCAAUCCUUUUGAGCAAAGUUUCGCAACGAAUGUAACCGGCUCAAGCCCCAGCAGCAGUAACAGUAGCAACAAUUCUCAACAUCAGAAAGAAAGCCUACCAAAGUUACCACCAGUAGCAGCCCUUGAUAGUCCUGCUGGUGUCAUGAAUGCAUUGCCCAAGGAUGUCGCAAGCCAAUUUCAAUGGGAUUCACUACGUGCAGGUCCUUUGUCACCAUCCAUGCUCACUGGUCCAGCAAGACGACAAGAACAGCAACAGCAGCAGCAACAGCAGCAGUACGACUACAAUAACAACAAUGCAGCAAGUCACAUGACCCAAUCUAGCAACAAUUACGGGGAUCGAUCAGCGUACAAUGCCAAACGCAAAGCUGAUGACAACUCUUCAAGCAGCCAAUCACCUGUGCAAAGGACGACAUCUGCAGAUCAUUUACAACAACAAAGUCCAUCACCUGAACCUGAUUCCAAACCAAAGCAACAAAGCAGAAAGAAAGCUCGCCCAAAAACAGCUGAGGAUGAAGAGAAGCGACGCAACUUUUUGGAGAGGAAUCGAAUAGCUGCAUUGAAAUGUCGACAACGCAAGAAACAAUGGCUUAACAACUUACAAAACAAGGUGGAAGUGUUGACCAACGAGAAUGAGCAAUUGCAAAUGCAGGUGGAGACCAUGCGAGAAGAAAUCACGAAUCUCAAGACAUUGCUAUUUGCACACAAGGAUUGUCCUGCUGCACAAAACAAUGGCUUCAAUGGUUCGAUACCCAAAGGAAUGCCAGCAGUAAUGCAUCAACAAGGUAUCCGAGGACCUACACCAUCCAAUGGCGGACCACCACCACCACCUCCAAAUGCCGUUUAUUCACAACCAUUCUCAGCUGCUGAUCGAUCACAGACCACAAGUGCUCCUAUGAAUGCACCUCCACAACAACCACAUCACUUUCAGCAACAGCCACCACCACCACCACCAGCUAUGGUUGGCAUGCCUAUGCAGCCCCCACAGAGUCACCCUGUACAGCAACAAGGUAUGAUGGCUGGUGCUUCAGGUCCAUCCACAGGCGUCAUACGAUUAUAG